This is a messenger RNA of Amblyraja radiata (thorny skate), 2919 nucleotides long. It is a transcript of the gene dus3l, whose product is annotated as dihydrouridine synthase 3-like (S. cerevisiae). The coding region runs from base 616 to 2694 and encodes 692 amino acids. Gene Ontology annotation, molecular function: RNA binding; tRNA dihydrouridine synthase activity; metal ion binding. Gene Ontology annotation, biological process: tRNA processing. The record is from RefSeq and is a predicted model, not a curated record. The transcript is spliced from 14 exons. Lineage: Eukaryota; Metazoa; Chordata; Chondrichthyes; Rajiformes; Rajidae.
AGGUACAUAGAACAAAUCAAAGACAGUAACACAUUAAAAGAUAGAGUCCACAAAGGUCCAUUGUUAGCUGUGGAAAAUGUGCUAGCGAGUAUAUACGAACAAUGAAACUAAGCAGGUUGUCAGUGGAACUAGUAGGAUGACUGGGGUGGGGGAGGGAUGGAGAAAGAGGGAAUGCAGGGGUUAUGAAAUUAGAGAAAUCAAUAGACCGCUACCCAAGCAAAAUGGGUGCUGUUCCACCCUCCUCUUUUUGAGCCCCCUCUCCCUUCAUUUCAGAACUGGUCUUUUCUGAUGCAAAAUCACCCACAUACUUUUGCUUUCUACAGAUAUAUCACAUCUGUUGGAUAUUUCCAACAUUGUCUUUUAUUUUUGAUUUAUGCCAUAUUCUGUCAUUGCCUUUUUACAAUUCCAGCCAGUUUUUUCCUUCUCUCUUACUCUCACUCUUUCUCCACGGUGUAUUCCUCAGGACAGGUGAGUCCGCACAGAUGUUCCCUUGGUUACAUUCACGACAACCAUUCUCUAUGUUUCUGACCUGAAUAUUGCCAGUGCCUUUUAAUGUCUAAUUUGGUCGCUGGUUUCUGAGACUUCACAAGCUUUUAAUCAUCAACUUGGUUAAUUAUGGCUGAAGGAGGAGAUGCCAAUAACACCAGCAAUGAUAAUGUGACUCUUCCAGGAGUAGCACCAGUCAAAUCUCAAUAUCUGAUCAGCAAAGAUAAAUUCCAUGAAUAUCUUGAUGACGAAAGAAAUAAAGACCUAAAACUUGCUGACAAUUUAGAUGCAAGUGAAGAUACUCUGAAGCAUGAAUCAAAAAAAGUUAAAAUUGGUGAUGAUCAUGAUGCAAAUGAAUCUGAAAAGAGUAGCGCAGAAAGUAAAGACAAUUGCAAAGAAAGUAAUAAGAAGGCCAGGGGCCAAAAUAAAAACAGGCCUCGUAUGAAGCCAAACCAGUAUGAACACGAUCGAAAAUUGUGUACCUCAGUAGUUCGGGAACAUCCAGGAAAAUGUUACUAUGGUGAAAAGUGCAGAUUUUUACAUGAUGUGUCAGAGUACCUGGCAUUGAAACCUGCUGAUCUUGGAGAAAAUUGCUACUUGUAUGAUACAUAUGGAAGAUGUCAAUAUGGCAUUUCCUGUCGCUAUGCACAAUCUCACAUUGGGCCAGAUAACAAGAAUCUUAUUAAGGAGGAUCUUAUGAAAAUGUGGGAAACAAAAGUGAUAGUGAAAAACACCAUUGGCAAAGAACUGCAGCAUAUUCUUCGUAAAAAAAAAUUUUCUUUUCCAAAAUCUGAGCAAUACUUGAAAAUGAUAAGUGUAAAUAAUGAUUCAAGAAAACAAAAUAAUCCAGAAGACAAAACAGGUUCCACCCAGGUUAAUACUGAUUUGAGAGUGGAGAUAGAGUCAGCUCUUAGUGUUGUAAGUGUAGCCACCCAAGAAAAUAGUGUUUGCAUACCACCAAAGAAUAACGUAAUUGCAGAAUCGCAGGAUAAAUUUGCCUGUCCUGGAAACUUAUUGGAAAAACAGACCAUUCCAGGUUCUGAAAUAGAUGCCAGUUCUGUAAAGGACAACAAACAAAUGUCUUCUGCAACUAGAUUAGGUGUUGUGACUGAUGAAGAUAUCAUAAAGCUUCGAUCGUGUGAGAAGAAACAACUGAACUUCAGAGAUAAGCUAUACCUGGCACCACUGACAACAUGUGGAAAUCUUCCUUUCCGUCGAAUCUGUAAAAGACUUGGAGCUGACAUCACUUGUGGAGAGAUGGCAAUGUGCACAAACCUUUUGCAAGGCCAGUCUUCAGAAUGGGCACUGUUGAAACGUCAUCACACAGAAGACUUCUUUGGAGUACAGCUAGACGGAGCUUUUCCGGACACCAUGACAAAAUGUGCAGAGCUUCUCAACCAGACGAUUGACGUUGAUUUUGUUGAUAUUAAUGUUGGCUGCCCAAUAGAUUUGGUAUAUCAGAAGGGUGCAGGUUGUGGUCUAAUGCAUCGUUUGACCAAAUUAGAACAGAUUGCAAGAGGAAUGAUUUAUGUGUUGGAUGUUCCAGUGACAGCAAAAUUAAGGACUGGUGUACAUGAAAAGAUCAAUAUUGCUCAUAAAAUAUUACCCCAUCUUAGGGAUUGUGGGCUUUCCAUGAUUACACUCCAUGGUCGGUCCAGAGAGCAACGAUACAGUAAAUUAGCAGACUGGAAUUACAUUGAUUACUGUGCUCAGUUGGCUAAACCAAUGCCAUUCUUUGGAAAUGGUGAUAUUUUGUCAUUUGAAGAUGCCAACAGAGCCAAGACAAUGACCGCUGUGUCCGGAGUUAUGAUUGCAAGAGGGGCACUAAUUAAACCAUGGCUAUUUACUGAAAUCAAAGAGCAACGACACUGGGAUAUUUCCUCACAAGAAAGAUUUGAGAUUCUCCAGGAUUAUAGUAACUAUGCGUUAGAGCACUGGGGAUCAGAUACACAAGGAGUGGAGAAGAGUAGAAGAUUUUUCUUGGAGUGGCUGUCAUUCCUAUGCAGGUAUAUUCCAGUAGGUCUUCUGGAACAUGUACCUCAAAAAAUCAAUGAAAGACCUCCUUAUUAUUUGGGCAGAGACUAUUUGGAAACCUUAAUGGCUAGCCAAAAUGUGUGUGACUGGAUCAAAUUAAGUGAAAUGCUAUUGGGACCUGUUCCUCCAAAUUUCACCUUCGUGCCUAAACAUAAAGCAAAUUCCUUCAAGUGAAAAUAAGAAGAGAAGCUGCAAGAAACUCAAUUGUUUUACUAAUGCCUUCACUAUUGAAUUCAUACUGAAAUUAUGUAUAACCUCAUGCAAAUUGAAUGCACUGAAUGUCGACUGGAGGGGUGAGCGAUUACUGAAUUGUAGAGGCUAUUAUUAUGGCUUCCUGUAAAUUUUAUGUAAUUAAUAUUUUUGGAAAUUUUAAAUAAAUAUUCAUUUACUUUCUUUCCA